Messenger RNA from Hemibagrus wyckioides, 2212 nucleotides. RefSeq names its product polymerase (DNA directed), mu (gene polm). The coding region runs from base 232 to 1683 and encodes 483 amino acids. Gene Ontology annotation, cellular component: nucleus. NCBI's taxonomy places the organism in Eukaryota, Metazoa, Chordata, Actinopteri, Siluriformes, Bagridae. Gene Ontology annotation, molecular function: DNA binding; DNA-directed DNA polymerase activity. The transcript has 11 exons. The record is from RefSeq and is a predicted model, not a curated record. Gene Ontology annotation, biological process: double-strand break repair via nonhomologous end joining.
AGAGCUCACACACCUCUUCACUUCUACAAUCUCUGCUUUCAGAAGUCACCGGUCUGAUGUUGUGCUGAAGUGACUAGUGAUCUUUGCGCCAGAAAGGUCGCUAACAAAGCAUAUUAAUUACCUGUAUAAUUUCCUAUCACGAGAAGGAAGCAAUUGCUUCCUUAACACCACUAAUACGUUGUUUACGUUUUUAGUUAUGGUAACUAGCUGGCUAGCAGUGCCACACAGAUAAUGGUUCCCCUAAAACGCAGGAAAGUGACUACUGAACAAACUGCAAGUCAUGACGAAGCGUGUAAAUAUCCAGAUGUUGCUAUAGUCAUCGUGGAAAGGAAGAUGGGUGCGUCCAGAAAGUCCUUCCUGACGCGUCUUGGAAGGAGUAAAGGAUUCCUGAUUCAAGAGUCUUACAGCUCCUCCACCACGCACGUGGUGUCAGAAAACAACACUGGAGAUGAGGUUGACAUUUGGAUUAAGAAACAGAAGGACACAGAAGGAAAAGCCUCAGCCCACUCAGUCAAUCUGCUGGACAUCAGUUGGUUGACUGAGAGCAUGGCGAGCGGAAAUCCUGUCCCCAUUCAGGACAGACACAGGUUAAAGACCAGCCCGAAACCCUUUGAGACCACUCCUGCGGUUAAAAUGAAGAGUUACGCCUGUCAGAGGAGAACUCCACUGAAGCACCACAACUCAUUCCUGACAGACGCUCUGGAGAUCCUAGCCCAGAAUGCAGAGUUCAGUGAGAAUGAAGGCAGGAGCGUAGCCUUCCGAAGGUCGGCGUCUGUCUUAAAGGCACUUCCUCAUGUUGUGCGCUCCAUGGGCGACUUGAAGGAUUUGCCCUGCUUGGGUGAGCAUUCAUUGAGAGUUAUAAAGGAGAUUUUAGAAGAUGGCACGUCAAGUGAAGUGGAGUCGACAAGGCAGUCUGAGCAGUUUCAAGCCAUGAAGGCACUGACCGAUGUUUUUGGUGUUGGAGUUCGGACUGCAGAUCGGUGGUUUAGGGAAGGCCUACGGAGUCCAUUAGACCUCAUUCCUACAGGACAAAAGCUGAACCAUGCACAGCAAGCAGGAGUGAAGUAUUAUAAUGAUCUGAACACACCUGUCACUAAAAAGGAGGCUAUGGUCAUCAGUGACAUCGUAGAGAAGGCAGUAAAAGCUGUGCUUCCCGGGGCAAUUAUUACACUCACGGGAGGAUUCAGAAGGGGUAAAGAGUUGGGCCAUGAUGUUGACUUUCUCAUCACACACCCGGAGGAGGGGGCAGAGGAAAGGCUGAUGCCAAAGAUUGUGAACUGGUUGGAUAAUCAGGGUUUGCUGCUGUACCAGAAAACAACUAGGAAUUCUUACCUAGAGAGUAAAGAUGGACCUGCUCGUCCUGCUAGCAACAUGGACCGAUUUGAGAGAUGCUUCUCUAUAUUCAAGCUUGAACAACUGGAGAGUGAUACACACACCGAAACUUCUUCGUACAACUCCGGCAGGGCGGCUGGAACAGAGGAACGUCACGCAGGGUCUACAUGGAGAGCUGUUCGAGUCGAUCUUGUAGUCAGUCCUUACAGUCAGUUCGCUUUUGCUACGCUGGGCUGGACAGGAUCUAAGCUCUUUGAGAGGGAGUUGAGGCGCUGGGCAGGACAAGAGAAGGGAAUGUCCUUAAGCAGUCAUGCACUCUAUGACAGCAAACAAUCUUCCUGUCUUCUGUAGCAGCGUUAUCUUCGAGCAAACUCUGAAGAGGAAAUUUUCGCCCAUUUGGGCCUGGAGUACAUUCCACCUUCAGAGAGGAAUGCAUGACGCUCUUCAGUCCUGCCCAGAUUUACACUCUACCUCAGCUGAGCAAUCAUUGUGUGAAAUCCUACAGGUUGCCCUAUUGCCUUAUUUAAGAACUUGAAAUGAUGCUUCUUUCAGUCAAUGCUGUGUUAAAAAAAAAAAGAGUGAGAUGAUUAUUAUUAUUAUUAUCAUCAUCAUCAUCAUCAUCAUCACAUCUUGCAAAUGUCCACAUCAUAUGCUGUGAUUUAUAAUUUAUUUGCAAAUUCUGCUUUUAUUAGUUAGUUGGCUUUUAAUUUUUUACAGGGUAUAACGAUGAACUAUUAAUCAUGUCCUUUAAUUAAGAAUUAAAUUCUUUCUUAAUGCUCUGUAAGAAGCGAUGCAUCAAUGGCACAUGCUAUCAUUCAGAAAGACAAAAAUCUACCUUUGUAUUUAUUUAUUGUGAUUUUCUGUAGUUGAACCAUGAAAA